This is a messenger RNA of Hyla sarda, 2664 nucleotides long. It is a transcript of the gene CDCA4, whose product is annotated as cell division cycle associated 4. Gene Ontology annotation, molecular function: transcription regulator activity. Lineage: Eukaryota; Metazoa; Chordata; Amphibia; Anura; Hylidae. Bases 1178 to 1918 code for a protein of 246 amino acids. Gene Ontology annotation, cellular component: nucleus. The transcript is spliced from 5 exons. The record is from RefSeq and is a predicted model, not a curated record.
CUCAAUGGCCCUUUGUACGGCAGGAGCCGCUCUGCCUCCCCACUGAGUUUCGAACCUAGUGCCUAUUCCUCUCGACAAAUCACAAAGAAGCAGAGGGGUGUGGACCUCAGAUCCAUGGUGACCUCCAAUUGGCUGAAGCAGGAGAGGGCGGGGCCAGGCGCGCGCCGCUUCCUCUCUCCCUCUUGUGUCUGCGGAGUGAGCGGGACGGGAAACGCUGCCGGAACCUGACGGGAGUACGAGUACCGCUGCGGUUUUACUAACCGAAAUCGUGCCCCCACCCGCCUCCGUGUAUGCCGCUCUCCAGCGAGCCGGGCUGACAUCUCACGGGGUCCCUCCUGUUCCUGUGUGUGCUGAUGUGCAGUCCAUUGAUGCAACCCAUCAGGUAACCAUGGUGGUAAGGUAAAUGUACUCCACCAUGAUUUAUUUUUCCUGUCAAUGAAUUAAAAGCAAUCCUAAUACUUCUACAUAUGUUAUAUUGCAUAAUUGAGUAUAUUGCAUGUACAUUUUAUGAUGGUGAUUUAUGUCAAAUCAGGGGAUUUGUAAAUAGAAAGCAAAACCAUGAUGUACUUGGGAGUCAGUGAGUCUAUGAAGUAAUUUCCUGCAUCCUGACAUGUAAUAGAAAUGUAUUCCGCCAUGUGCAUGAGACUUGUGCAUAUCUAAUUAAAACUCGAAACUCCUUUCUAUCACUGUAUUUUUCUUUCCUUCUGCUAUCUGUACAUACAGCAAAGUGCAGCCUGAGUUGAGUGAAAUCGUCAUAACGUCCGUCAGCUGAGAUUAUGGAGCUGAUGGACUUUAAGAUUAUUGGAGAACCACCAGCUGGCAUCCUGAUUGUUUUCUGGAAUAAGUGGUUCCUGCUCUUGAAUAGGUCUCUUGUUUCAUUAUAGAGGUGCCCAACCACUGAAAUGAGUGGGAGUCUUGAAAAUGGGAGCACAUUGCAGAGUUAAGUCUCUGGCGUUUCCUGAUGCUUUAUCAUUUAGAAACAUGAGGACCAUCCAUAGUGCUUUAUUGUGCAGUGGAUCAAGGAUCUCUAAAGCGCCAUGCAUUCUCCAGUGCAGACUAUAUUUAUCAUUGGCCUAGAAAUGAACAGGACCAAAGUUGUAUGCCACUUUUCUUUACUUCAAUGUGCCGCUGUACACACACGAAGAAAACAUUGUAAUUGCCUUCUAAAGAGGACACCAUGUUUACUCGAGGAAUUAAGAGAAAAUGCUUAGAUCCAGAAGUGAUUGAUGGAUCCUUGGUCGACUUAAAGACUCUUCCUUCUUAUACUCUAGAGCGUCAGUCAAUGCUGGACAUGUCCCUAGUGAAGCUUCAACUGUGCCACAUGUUGGUAGAACCAAAUCUCUGCCGUUCGGUCCUUAUUGCCAACACAGUAAGGCAGAUACAAGAGGAAAUGACUCAAGAUGGCAGCUGGCAGUUUUUCCAUGCUCACCAAACAGAGCAUCCUGCUCCUUUAGAUCGUCUUGUUUCGACAGAGAUUCUGUGUCGUUCCUCUAAGGAUCAGUCAGAAGAGAAACACAUCGAUGACACCUAUAUUACGUACAGCGAAGAAUUAGAGGUUCAAGAUACUCAGGAGAUUGACGAUUUAGCGACAGUCACUUCGGUGAAAGCGGUGCAGAACGGUUCACCUGGCUUCUGGGAGAUUGAAGGUCCACAGGAAAAUAGAGCCAAUCUUCAAAAAUCCUUAGACCAUAUAUUUGAAAACUUGGAAAGUAGAAAUACAAAUUCCAUGGAAGACUUAUUUUCUGAAGUUGAUACUUCUUAUUACGACCUGGAUACUGUGCUGACGGGGAUGAUGGGAAAUUCUAAGCUGGGACACUGUGAUAUGCUUGAGAACUUAUCUCCGUCAGCUGCACCCACUCACUGCAAGGCUGAGCUCAAUGAGAUUGAUCAUAUUGUGGAGAUUCUUGUAGAAUCUUGAAGAUGGGUUUUGCAGUUUACACAAUUAUGUUUUUGAACUAUAGUUUGGUUACAGAGCAUUUCCACUUGGCAUCCUCUUGAGAUUCUGUCAUGCCAGAUUAUUUCAGCUGAUCCUUAGUUAUAUCUGGAAAAGCUAAGUAGCAACAAACACGGUUGCCUUUCCACAAGGAGUUGGUACCCAGCUAGGCACACUUGUCAUUUAAGAGUUUAGAUAAGGUUGGUAGCAACCUCUGUAGAGGAAAUGCUGCUUAUUCUAAAUUCUUUGUAUUAUACAAACCAGUCUCUUACAAGAUUUUGUUUGCAGCAUCCUUGAGUUUUACUACUAUUGUGCCAUUAAAAGAGUUAUCCCAAGAGAAAAACUUAUCACCCAUUUACAAGAUAGGUGAUAAGUAUCUGAUCAUUGGGGGUCUGAGCACUAAGGCCCAUUGGAUUAUCAGAACAGGGGUCCCUUAUUCACCCUCUUCAGGGUGGCAGAGUUUGCACACUGCUGCUUCAUUCAUUGUAGUAACAAAGGACAAACAAUUCUCAUAUUUGUUAGACCCCCACAGAUAAGUUUCAGUCUAGGGGUGACAACUUUUAAAUGGCAUGUAUAAGAUUGGGGUAGGGGGGAACAAAAGAGUGCUUUAUUCUAAAAACAGUGCCAUUCGUGUCAACAGACUGUGCGCAGUAUUGCAGCUCAGUUUCAUGGGGCUAAGCUUUAAAGGGGUACUCCCAUGGAAAACUUUUUUUUUUUUUUUUUUAAAUCAA